AUGGACUCCGGUAGCGAAGAAGAAAGUGUUUUAGACGUUGGGGAAGAACAGUUAUUUGAAGAGGACUUAGAAGUUGACGAAUUCGCAGAAACUUUGAAGCUAAUCGAAUCGAACGCCGAAGAAAUUGACCAGCAAUUGUUGGACGCGAUCAGCGAGGUUGGUGGUAAUAUUGUUCAAAUGCUACUAUAUUCCAUUUUGCCACAUGGUUAUAUCAUGGUUUGUUUCUUGUAUAAAUAUAGGUAGAAGGAGCGAAACACUUUCAAUGUCCAGACUGCCCAAAAGUUUGCAAGUCAAAGGGUGGUUUAACCAGGCAUCGUCGAAGCAAACAUCCUGAUAAAGAAGAGCUAACAGUGGCUACUAUAAACAUUCCACCUAUAAACAUGGAGAUUAUAGCAAAAAUCAUUUCUGAAACUGUCGAGAAACUGCGAGAAGAAAACAUUUAUCCAAAGGAAAUUCUCGACAUUAUAUCCAAAUUGAAGCCCAGUGAAUCCUUUCUCAAGUUCAUAACCAAGGUUUUUCGUUUGUUCUGCAGAAAGCUCAACCAGGAUAGGAUGCUGGCAUUGUUUUAUGGCGAAAUAAUCAAAGAUUGGAGGGUGUACUUUCCGCCUUGUGACAAUCAAAAGGCUAUAAAUAUUUUGCUAAUUCACCUCCCGCAAAAGUUGGUUGUCUAUCACAAACAACUUGCAAGCAACAAGCAACGUGAUGAUCAGGUAAGGUGUACUGUCAAUGUUAUUUAUUAAUAUAUGAUGUUUGUGCUACCGUGGUGCUACGUGGUGAAUGUGUGGUAAAUUUUGAUUUGGGAGAAUAUAUUAAAAACAGGAACUAAACUAGCAAAACCAUGGCCAUGCUAAUAAAAAAUACCACCUGAAAUUACCAACACCAACCAAAAGUACAAUAAUGCUUCCUAUUAACCGAUUGAGUUGCAUUGCACCCUACUUUAUUAUUUUACUCUGUCUAACACCAGAUGAUUUUACUUGUCAAGGGGAGAGCGCUGGUGCUUAAUGGUUUAAAUACAUUAGGUCUGCUGGGCCUAUGGCACCUCCUUUUGGGAUGGGUAAAUUUACACAAUUACACUAUAGGAAUUUCUACAAAUUCCCUUCAACAAUCUGCCUUUAAUAAUUUUAGGGAGAAGAUGAAAUUGGUUUAAAACCAGAAGAAAUUGGUCCUCUCUCCUAUGUUACUGGGUAUGUCCUGCAGUCCCUCUACAGGAAAAGUAAAAACUCAAAGCACUGGAACUCUCCUCGUAGUCAGGAACUGCAGUUUCUACUUCAGUCCCUAAAACUUGAGGAAACCAAAGAAGACCAAUACAUUCAGUCUUUAUCAAGAGGCGGUCGUUGGACCCCAAAUGAAACAAUAAAAAACAUUGCUAAAACAACAGAACUAAUGUUUCGCCAGCACCUAAAAUUGAACAAGAGUGCAUCUGUUCCCACCGAUAAAGUUGUAGACCAG
This is a messenger RNA of Paramuricea clavata, 1449 nucleotides long. Lineage: Eukaryota; Metazoa; Cnidaria; Anthozoa; Malacalcyonacea; Plexauridae. The record is from the annotation of a GenBank genome assembly.